Molecule: messenger RNA, 1041 nt
Organism: Alternaria atra
Lineage: Eukaryota; Fungi; Ascomycota; Dothideomycetes; Pleosporales; Pleosporaceae
Exons: 1
Coding region: 1-1041 (346 amino acids)
Source: RefSeq, a predicted model, not a curated record
AUGCAGCGAGGAUUCUCGAAACUACCUUUGGAGCUGUUUCUGAACGUCCUUGACCAACUUGUGGGUACCCGCGACGGCCGGCAGCCUGUAGCAUACGAGCCAUCAAGCAUCAUCACCAAGACAUUGCGCGCGCUCACUUUGGUAUCGUGCAAUACUUACCUCAUAGCCACAAGAUAUCUCUACUCUUAUUGCCUCUAUUUGGAUAGCUGUACGACUUAUGCGCGAUUUCGCAGAACACUGGGAUUAAAUCUUGGACAUCAUCCACAAACUCUCCGGUACGGAGAAGCUGGGCGGAACGACAGGUUAUUUGCAGAAGCCCAAGUUCUACGCAACAUCACGUCUAUCUUCAUCUCACCAGUAGAGGUACAAAGGCUGAUAGAAGAGAAUUAUACGCCUUUGGUGCGACUACCACAGGUAAUCGACCUCUGCAGCCUGAUUGGACCAACGCUCAAGAGGCUGGCUUUGGACCUGUCUCCAAUCUAUGCGACACCAAGCGAAGUCGAGCAGAUCAGACCUCAUGUCACUGAGAAUAAUGUCUUCGCACAUAUGCCGCACCUGGAAGAACUUAUCAUUAGCUACGAUGUCCUCAACUACUUUCGACAUCCACCACCCAAUCUGAAACGGCUUGCCAUCACUGCCCAGGAACUUACGGAUCUUGAGGUAGCUUUUUGUCUCAAGAUACCGUCACUACAAACGCUAGUCAUGAUGCGGCCCCUCGAGUUAGCAGCCAAAGAUAUCGAUGUCAUGUUCAGAUCAUACAAUGGCAAAAGUUUGGACACUAUUCUAAUCGAUGUCAACUCAAACCAUCGGACUCCAAAGGAGACGCGGAGCUGGAAGGACACCGACGCAGUGCGCAUUUGGGAAGUUGAUGUACCGGUCAGCUUUUAUGGCGACGAGGACGAGAUUGUACUAUGCGAUAAUUGGAUAUGGACACAUGGUGUCAAAGGAACCCUAUGGAGUCAAGACAAGCGACGUAUGGCGUCGUGGGAGGAGAUUGAGAGGCGUUUGGCCGGGCCAGUACAUACAAUCGUGGACGUGUAG